Neltuma alba is the source of this 851-nucleotide messenger RNA. Its product is annotated as 30S ribosomal protein S16-2, chloroplastic/mitochondrial. NCBI's taxonomy places the organism in Eukaryota, Viridiplantae, Streptophyta, Magnoliopsida, Fabales, Fabaceae. The record is from RefSeq and is a predicted model, not a curated record. Gene Ontology annotation, molecular function: structural constituent of ribosome. The coding region runs from base 179 to 601 and encodes 140 amino acids. Gene Ontology annotation, biological process: mitochondrial translation. Gene Ontology annotation, cellular component: ribosome; small ribosomal subunit. The transcript is spliced from 4 exons.
AGAAGCCGCGUCUAAGGAAAACUCAAAACCCUAUCGGCUCGGCUCUGUGAAUGCUGAAGUGAUCUCUGAGAGAGAGGCGGGAUCCUCGUCGCGUCGUCGCCAGCCCUGCCUCGUCGCCAACAGCCCUGCCUCGUCGCCAACCCUGCACAAUUUGAAGAAGUAAAACAGAGCACGAAAAAUGGUGGUAAGGAUUCGAUUAUCAAGAUUUGGGUGCAAGAACAAGCCAUUCUAUCGGGUCAUGGCUGCCGAUAGCAGAUCCCCGAGAGAUGGCAAGCACCUUGAAGUUCUAGGUUAUUACAAUCCCUUACCAGGGCAAGAUAAUGCAAAAAGAAUGGGUCUAAACUUCGAAAGAGUAAAGUAUUGGCUUUCUGUUGGAGCCCAACCUUCAGAUCCUGUACAGCGUCUACUAUUCCGAGCAGGGUUACUGCCGCCACCGCCAAUGGUGGCCAUGGGGCGUAAAGGCGGAUCACGUGAUACACGCCCUGUCGAUGCUCUUACUGGGUGUAUCCUCAGUCAAGAGAAGCCAGUUAAAGAUGACAGCAAUAAAGAUGAUGGUAUAUUACGAGAAUGUGUAUUUUCAAUCGGCUUACCAGUUAACUGAAGAGAAUAAUUGCUAUUUAUUUGUUGAAAGUGCCUGUUGGGAAAGGGUUGUGAAUCUGUAACGUGUCAUCUAAAGCCAGAGAAAAAGUCAGAUGGCAUUUCCACCUUCUCAGAUAUGAUAUGAAUUUUGAUUGGUUUAUGGAAGUGAAUUGAUGGUUAAUCUUGGUGAUGAAAUCGUGAAAUGCCUGAUAUUUUUGUAUUUUGGAACUUUUGCUUGGUCCGCAAGGAAAAUAGCUGAUUAGUAAUCCUUA